Molecule: messenger RNA, 3064 nt
Organism: Chenopodium quinoa (quinoa)
Lineage: Eukaryota; Viridiplantae; Streptophyta; Magnoliopsida; Caryophyllales; Amaranthaceae
Product: alpha-glucosidase-like
Exons: 7
Coding region: 195-2912 (905 amino acids)
Biological process (GO): carbohydrate metabolic process
Molecular function (GO): hydrolase activity, hydrolyzing O-glycosyl compounds; carbohydrate binding
Source: RefSeq, a predicted model, not a curated record
CCAUACACACCAAUAAAUACGUAAGUAGUAUUAUAUGGUUUCGAUCUUAAGUCUAUAUUGUUAAUUCCUAGUUACGUACUGUUUUCUUGUUAAUUCUCCGAAAAAUCAUCUGGAGGUUUAAUGUGGCAUUUGCUUACUGCAAAAUUAAUUUGGAACAAGUAAUUAGACAAUAAGUUAUGCACAAAACGUAGAAAAUGAAGAAGAAAUUAACACAUUUGGCACUUGGAAAAGUACUAGUACUACUACUGUUACAACUAUGUUUGGUUACGGGUUCGGGUUCGAAAUCAAAAAGCGAUAAAAAAGAUGUAAUCGGGUAUGGAUAUAUGGUGAAGUGGGCGAAAGUUGACUCCGGCAACCAUCGGACGUUGACUGCUAUACUUGAGCUUGUGAAGAAUUCCUCGGUUUAUGGACCUGACAUUCAGCUCCUUUCUCUCACUGCCAGCUUAGAAACCAACGACCGUCUACGCCUCCGAAUCACCGACGCCAAACACCACCGAUGGGAAAUCCCAGACGAAAUCCUCUACCGCAGUCAACCGCCGGCGCCACCACUCUCUCUCUCCUCUCUCCGCCGCACUCUCCACUCACCCCACACCACCCUCCGCCACAACCUCCACCUCUCCCACCCAAACUCCGACCUUACUUUCUCUCUCCUCACCACCACCCCCUUCGGCUUCGCCAUCACCCGUAAAUCCACCCAUGACGUCAUCUUCGACACCACCCCUGACCCCACCAACCCCUCCACCUUCCUCAUCUUCAAAGACCAGUACCUCCACCUCUCAUCCUCCCUCCCGGCCCACCAGGCCCAUCUCUAUGGGCUUGGGGAACACUCCAAGCCCACUUUUCAACUGGCCCAUAAUCAAACCUUUACCAUGUGGAAUGCUGAUAUUCCUAGUAGUAACCCGGAUGUUAAUCUUUACGGGUCUCACCCGUUUUAUAUGGAUGUUCGGUCUUCGCCGGUGGUAGGGUCCACUCAUGGUGUUUUGCUGUUGAAUAGUAAUGGGAUGGAUGUUGAGUAUAAAGGUGAUAGGAUUACUUUCAAGGUUAUUGGGGGUAUUAUUGACCUUUACUUCUUUGCCGGGCCUUCGCCGGCGCAAGUGGUGGAACAAUUAACUCAGCUUGUUGGACGCCCUGCCCCAAUGCCUUAUUGGGCUUUUGGUUUUCAGCAAUGCCGUUAUGGCUAUCAUGAUGUAUAUGAACUUCAGUCUGUGGUAGCUGGAUAUGCAAAGGCUAGGAUUCCCUUGGAAGUAAUGUGGACAGAUAUUGAUUACAUGGAUGCAUACAAGGAUUUCACUUUUGAUCCUGUUAAUUUUCCUCUUAACAAGAUGAAGCAAUUUGUUAACAAUCUUCACAAGAAUGGACAAAGAUAUGUGCUGAUUUUGGAUCCUGGUAUCAGUACCAAUGAGACGCAUGAAACAUACAUUAGGGGCAUGCAACUUGAUGUCUUCCUGAAGCGUGGUGGCAAACCAUACCUUGGCUCUGUCUGGCCUGGCCCAGUAUACUUCCCUGAUUUUCUAAAGCCUUCUGCUUUGACCUUUUGGACAAAUGAAAUAAAUAGAUUUUUAAAUCUUCUGCCUGUUGAUGGUCUUUGGAUUGACAUGAAUGAAAUAUCAAAUUUUAUUUCCUCUCCACCUGCCCCUGGAUCUACUCUUGAUGAUCCUCCAUAUAAAAUCAAUAAUUCUGGAGAGAGGCUACCCAUUAUAAACAAGACUAUCCCACCCACUGCCUUGCACUAUGGUGAUAUAUACGAAUACAACGUUCAUAACUUAUUUGGAUACCUUGAAGCUAAAGCCACUCAUGCUGCCCUUGUUAAACUCACCAAGAAAAGACCAUUUGUACUCUCUAGGUCAACAUUUAUUGGCUCUGGGAAGUACACUGCACAUUGGACAGGAGAUAAUGCUGCAACUUGGAAUGAUCUUGUAUAUUCAAUCCCGUCUAUGUUAAAUUUUGGACUUUUUGGAAUUCCAAUGGUUGGAGCUGAUAUAUGUGGUUUCCUUGGGAACACAACUGAAGAGCUUUGUCGACGCUGGAUACAGCUGGGGGCCUUUUAUCCAUUCUCAAGAGAUCAUUCAACACUUGGUACUACCUAUCAAGAGCUCUACAGAUGGAAAUCAGUCGCUGCUUCAGCUAGGAAAGUCUUGGGACUCCGCUACAUGCUUCUUCCUUACUUCUACACUUUGAUGUACAAGGCACAGCUGAAAGGAAUCCCUAUAGCACGUCCUCUUUUCUUUUCUUUUCCCGAGGAUAUCAAAACUUAUGGUAUCAGCUCACAGUUCCUUCUUGGUAGGGGUGUUUUGGUUUCUCCAGUCCUGGGACCUGGUGUGGUAUCUGUCAAUGCUUACUUUCCUCAAGGAAACUGGUUUGAUCUGUUCAAUUAUACUCGGUCAGUGACUGUUUCUACUGGAAGGUUUAUUACCCUUAGUGCACCCCCUGACCAUAUCAACGUUCACAUUCGAGAAGGUAAUAUUUUGGCAAUGCAAGGGAAAGCAAUGACAACCCAAGCAGCACGCAGGACGCCAUUCCAUCUAUUAGUGGUCAUGAGCGAUCAUGGGACCAGCUCUGGGGAGUUGUUCUUGGAUGAUGGAGUUGAGUUGACCAUGGGAGUGAAGGGAGGCAAAUGGACCUUUGUUAAAUUCAUUGCUGCAUCAGCAAAACAGACUAAUAUCAUCAGCUCAAAUGUUGUCAAUGGAGAAUUUGCAGUGAGUCAAAAAUGGAUCAUUAACAAGAUAACCAUAUUGGGUUUGAGAAAAGGCACAAAGAUCAAGGGUUACAUAGUACACACAGGAGCUGGAGCGAGAAAAAGUGACAAAUCCGGACUUAGUUUAACUCCAGAUGGUAAAGGGCAGUUCAUUGUAGCUGAGAUUUCUGGUUUGAACCUGUUAAUAGGACAUGAAUUUAAGUUGUUAUUGUACUGAGUAGUGCCAUUAAACUUCUGUAUCAUUGUGCUGCAAAUACUUGAAGCCUAUUUCAGGUACUUAUUUAUACGGGCACUGUACUCAGUUGUAUGGUGUAUCUUACUGAGAUGCAAUAAAAUCAGAUAAGCUGAGAUAAGUAAGUUUUCAUAUUC